Molecule: messenger RNA, 2206 nt
Organism: Lathyrus oleraceus (garden pea)
Lineage: Eukaryota; Viridiplantae; Streptophyta; Magnoliopsida; Fabales; Fabaceae
Product: myosin-binding protein 7
Exons: 4
Coding region: 456-1892 (478 amino acids)
Source: RefSeq, a predicted model, not a curated record
ACAGAGUGAGAGAAAAUGAGAUUUGAACAAAAAACUGCGUUGAUAAAUCAACAACUUGCUUUGGUGGCACAUACAGAAAAAUACACCAAAAAUAAAAAAGAAGGUAAAAAACGAAAUCAAAUUGUUUCUAGGGUUUCCGAUCAUUCAUUCUUCCCUCCAAACACCCGCUCCCAACAAAGCGGGUUCACCCCUUCUUCUCCAUUUUCGUCAACCACAAGAUUUGUGUUCAUUUGGUUGAUUCAAUUCAAAGGGGGUGUUUUGCAUGGAGGGAGGUACGACUUCAAUUCAAUUUCAAAUUCAAAUUCAAAAAAUUAAACCAUUUCAGAUUCUUUAUCAGUUGUAAAACUAAUGAUUCUUUUUUAGUUUAGUUAUAAAUUCUAACUAAUAUCCAUUGUAGCGGAUUUUGGUUUUUGGUUUUUGUUAAUGAUUGGAAAUUGAAUGCGUUUUUAUAUUAAAUGGAUUCGGAAUCUUCUAAUGAUUCUUUUAAUACAAAAACGUGCAAAUGUCGGUAUUGUAAUUGCGAAUGUGGUUGCUCUGAGCUUUCGACGAACUGGAUUCGUAAGGUGAAACGGAAACAUGAUGAGAUGGAGAAGACGAGAAAAUUAAACGGUGGUGGCGGGGAUGGGGUUGUUCGGGUUGAGAUUGAGGAUGAAUGUGUUGCGUUACGGGAAGCUGUUAGUAGUCAGCAGAAAGCUAUUCAAGAUUUGUAUUCUGAAUUGGAAGAGGAGAGAAAUGCUGCUUCGUCUGCGGCGAACGAGACGAUGUCGAUGAUAUUGAGAUUGCAGACGGAGAAGGCGGAGCUUGAGAUGGAAGCGCGGCAGUUCAAGCGUUUUGUUGAGGAGAGGACGUGUCAUGAUCAGCAGGAGCUUUUAGCUUUGGAGGAUUUGUUGUAUAAAAGAGAACAGGCGAUUCAUUCGCUUACUUGCGAAGUUCAGGCUUAUAAGCAUAGGUUGAUGAGUUAUGGCUUAACUGAGUCGGAGGUGGAAGGGGAUUGUGAAUUUCCACCUUAUGAGUAUCCUCCUUUGAAAUGUAAUGUAAUGCAUGCUGUUGGGGAUGUUGAUAAUGAUGAUGUUUUUGAUGUUGAUGUUGAGAAGUAUGCGUUUGGGGAAACUCCGAGGGAUCGUUUGAGGAGCUUGGAGAAUAGGAUAUCACAAAUGGAGAGAACUCCGACUUAUAGUCAAAUGGAUGGGGAUUUCAAUACCAAAAAUGUUAUAGAGAAGGUGAUUGUUGGACACUCUCCUAGAAGGAAUAAACAUUCAAGGAAAUUUUCAUGUGACUCGGCUUCAUUUGGCGCAGAGUUUGCGUCGGAUUCUCCGAAGAUCAAUGGUAGUUCUAGGAAGAUGGAUUAUAACGGGUCAGAGGAUUUCUCCAAUACGAAGAAGGUGGAUAAUGUCUCUGAGGUGGGUGAUAAUAUGACGGAUAGAGUUUACACUGUUGACUCUGAAUUCAAAGGGGGAGUUGGUGGUUAUGAUGAGUUUGCAACAACUCCAAGGGAGUUUGCAAAUCAGGGUGAUUUUGAAGAUCCUUAUGUAAAGAAGCUUUACAUGAGGCUUCAAGCACUUGAGGCAGACAGGGAAUCAAUGAGACAGUCAAUUAUUUCGAUGCGUACCGAUAAAGCACAACUUGUUUUGCUGAAGGAAAUAGCUCAACAUCUGUGCAAAGAGAUGUCCGACCAGAGGAGAGUGACGGUGAAAACCUUCGUUGGCGGCUUCUCGUUCUUCACGAUUUUUAAGUGGGUGGCUUCAAUUGUUUUCUGGAGAAAGAGAGGUCAUCAAGUCAAUAGGUAUAUGUUGGGGCUACCAUCUACCGACGCCGGCUUGCUAAUGCUCCUUGAUAAAGAACCUCAACUAAGGUCGUGGAGAUAUGUUUCAAGAGCACAAACAGGAGAAUAGUUUACAUGUUGGGAUCAUACGACGGAGCACCAAAUGAAUCUUUCAUCACACUAUGCUACGGUUCUUUUUUAAUUUCUUUUCCCCAUAGAUUUUUCUCGUAGAAGUGAUGUUUUGUGCAGUGUUUUCUGUCGUAUGAAAUUGAAUGUGACAUUGUAAUUUGUUGUUGACUGGUGAAACAUGGAUGUGAAUUGGCAUUUGAGCAUGGUCUCUUCAUGCUUUGUUGUAGUUGAGAAAGUAUAUAUAUACCUUUAAACAGACCUAUCUUGUACAUGAUAUGUUUUAACUUUUAAUUGUCCUCACUCAUUCGUAGAGUA